Molecule: messenger RNA, 354 nt
Organism: Mycena indigotica
Lineage: Eukaryota; Fungi; Basidiomycota; Agaricomycetes; Agaricales; Mycenaceae
Exons: 3
Coding region: 1-354 (117 amino acids)
Source: RefSeq, a predicted model, not a curated record
AUGUUCUCCAAGCAAACUCUCCUUGCUUAUAUUAGCUUGGCCUCGACUUUAGGGCUCGUCAACGCGUUCAACGGCACCGCUUACCUUGGCUUUGCCAACGUCGAGGGCUGCAGCUGCCCGGCCUUCAACGGGCCAUACGGUGUCGCCGUCCCGCGCGCGCUCGUCGGGAGUCAUACCUGCUGCAACGAAGGUGUCACUCUCAGCUACAAGGGCAACUCCGUGACCGCAGUAUUCAGUGGAUUCUUCGACGCCGAAGGGGCGCAGGACGUAGCGCUUAGUCCACGGGCUUUCAGCGACCUUGCGCCGAGCACCUGGACUGGCCCGGUCGAGGGUGUUGUUUGGCAAUUCGCUUGA